AUGAUAGCUGCCCAUCAGAACAUGUCAGCUGCUCUGAGAUUGGGAGCCUCCAGCUCUUCACCUCGCAACUGGAAAGGAAUUGGAAUCUCCAUGCUAGUCGUCGCCAUGCUGGCGUCCGUGAUCAUUGUGGCUAUCCUGAUGCUCAGUCCAGAAGACCUCCCACCAGGCUUCCGCACCCCACUGUCUCUUGCUGACCUAGAGAGUGAUGAAUUCCAAACUCAUCACCCCCAGCUACACUGGCUGACAGAUGAUGUGCUGGUGGCGCUAAGUGACACAGGGACCACGGUGAAGUGGCACGUGCCCCAGAAGAACUACACCUUGUUAGUGGAGGACAGAGAUUUGCAUUUCUUGAGAGCCACGAAGUUCCAAGUGUCUCCUGACCUCCAAUUCCUGCUUUUGGCUUGUGAUGUACAGCCGGUUUUCCGCUACUCCUUCACCGCUCAGUACCUGAUCUACAACUUGGGCACCAGAGAAACCAGUCAUCUAGAUGUACCCAAGGCAGACUCCACACACCUGCAGUACGCAGCCUGGGGAGCCCGGGAUAACCAGCUGGUGUUUAUUCUAAAGAAUGACAUUUACUAUCAAGCCGACGUCUCUAGCAGGGCCAAGCGUAUCACCUCAUCUGGACACAAAGGGGCUGUUUUCAAUGGGAUCUCUGACUGGCUGUAUGAAGAGGAGAUCCUGCAGACAAGCAGCGCCCACUGGUGUUCACCUGAUGGUUUGCAGCUAGCCUAUCUUACCAUCAACGAUUCCCUGGUGCCCAGGAUGGAGCUGCCCCAGUUUCUGGGAGGAAACUACCCAACCAGCUGGCACUACCCCUACCCUAAGGCUGGCCAGCCCAUCCCGUCAGUUCAGCUCUUUGUGGUGAACCUGUCUAGGCCACAGCCACUUCGGAUACUGGAGUUGCUCCCUCCCGAACCCCUCCAGGGCAGAGAAUACUACAUCACUAUGGUAAAAUGGGUGGCGCAAUCCCGGCUAGCCGUGCAGUGGUUAAACAGGCCACAGAACAUGUCUGUGUUGAGCUUGUGUGAGGUGCCCACGGGGUCCUGCUCUGAGAAAUACAAAGUGACCUCAGAUGCUUGGGUGGACAUGCAGCAGGGGAGGCCAGUCUUUUCUGAAGAUGCCGAAACGCUCUUUCUGCCUGUGCCCGUGAAACAGGGAGCCCAAGGGGAAUUCCACCACGUCACCAUGCUUUCCACACAGCCCAGCCGCAAGGAAAGUAGUGUGCGCCUCCUGACCUCUGGAGACUGGGAUGUCAUCAAGAUCCUGGGGUACCGGGAGCACAGCAAGCAGCUGUAUUUCCUAAGUACCGAAGACAAUCCCUCCACAAGACACUUGUACAGCAUGGACCUGGAUGGCUCCUUCAGUCGCACCUGUGUGACCUGCGGCCUGCGACCAGGCUGUUCCUUCGUAGACAUCUCUUUCAGCCCCAGACUGGAACAUUUCAUACUGUUCUGCAAAGGGCCCGGAAUCCCUCAAGUCUCUGUUCACUCUACAGCUAACCCCCAUGAUUUUCUUCUCCUAGAAGAGAACCAACUCCUGAAAGAUAGCCUUAUGCAUAAGGAGACACCUCUAGUGGAAUUCCGGACCCUCCGGCUGGCCAGCUACGACCUGUCUGUGCGUGUGACCGUGCCACCUCCAAACCAAUGUGCCUUCUGUCCAUUGCUACUGAUCCUCCCAGAAACUCCAGGAAGCCAGCAGGCCACAGAGGAAUUCCAUCUCGACUGGGAUACUGCUCUCUCCAGCUCCAUGGGGGCUGUGGUAGUUCAAUUUGAUGGCCGAGGCUCUGGAAACCAAGGCCUCAAGCUCCUGCAUGAAGUCAACCGCCAACUGGGCUCCUUGGACAUAAAGGACCAUGUCGUUCUGAUGCAGUUGCUGCUGCAGCUUCCCUAUGUGGAUCGCAGGCGCACAGCAGUCUAUGGAAAGGCCUACGGGGGCUUUUUGGCACUUAAGCUCCUGGCUGUGGCAGGAGACCUUUUUAAAUGUGGAGCAGCUGUGGCACCCAUCACCAGCUUCCGCUUCCAUGCUGCUACUUUCUCUGAACGCUACUUAGGGAUGCCAGCCCGCGAGGAUGCAGCCUACACGGUGGCCUCUGUCCUGGAGGAAGCAAUCCGUCUCAAGGACAAGAACGUCUUGCUUGUGCAUGGAACUGGAGACGCCACAGUGCAUUUCCAACACACAGCUGAGCUUCUUAUCCAGAUGUUGGCUGCAGAGUCUAACUAUGCUACUCAGAUCUACCCAGAUGAAGGCCAUAUCUUUUUGGAUACCAACCAGCGCCACCUCCGCCAGACCCUUUCUUCCUUCUUUCGAGCCUGCUUUAAGGACAUAGAGCAGGAACACCUGAUAGCAGAGGAAGAUGACGACUCGUAGUGCUUUUCCAAUGAGGGAUGCUGAGAGUAAUUAAAUGCUGUGCUGUGACAGCCCUUGGCAGCAUUCAGUACAUCCCAAAGACCGGGGCCCUGUAUUCUUCACACUAUGCAAGCACACAAUUGGUGUGGAUCACAGAAAUGAGCAUCUUGAAAAGCUUGGUAUGGGACUUUUAAAAAAUGACUUGC
This is a messenger RNA of Eublepharis macularius, 2555 nucleotides long. RefSeq names its product inactive dipeptidyl peptidase 10-like. Gene Ontology annotation, molecular function: serine-type peptidase activity; dipeptidyl-peptidase activity. The coding region runs from base 1 to 2370 and encodes 789 amino acids. The record is from RefSeq and is a predicted model, not a curated record. Gene Ontology annotation, biological process: proteolysis. The transcript is spliced from 26 exons. NCBI's taxonomy places the organism in Eukaryota, Metazoa, Chordata, Lepidosauria, Squamata, Eublepharidae.